CCAAACGAAUUAAUAAAUAAAAAGAUAUAUAAAGUAAAAGGAGUAGAUAAUGAAGAGACAAGCCAUUAACUCCGCACCAGUUUUGCCCGAGAAGCAGCCUUCGUGCUCCAUUUUCAACCAACUCUUAACCUAGCAAACUCUAAUUCUCCAUCUUCUUCUCCACAACCCUGAAUUUUUUUCCUCUCAAAAAUUUAUCUCUUUUGACUCAUUUUAUUUUUAAUUUUGAUUUUAUAUUAUUAGACACCAUAGCAUGGAUUUUUGCAUGGGAUUUGAACGGGCUUUGAAAUCUAGUUUACGUAGAGAACUCUCUAUGAAAUCCACCCACCUUCACCACCAACAAGUUGUUUUGUUUGAUGAUAUGGGGUGUGUUUCGUGUGAUGAUUUUUCCGUUGAUGAUCUUUUGGAUUUUUCCAACGGAGAAUUUCAGGAAUUUGAAGAUGAAAAAGACUCCCUUUCUAUUGAUUCUCAGGACCGUGUUGAUGAUGAUAAUAACUGUAACUCUUCCAUUUUUUGUUCUUCUGACCAGUCCCUUCUCACCGAUGAACUCGUUGAACCGGUGGAUGAAAUUGCAGAGCUUGAAUGGGUUUCCAGGUUUGUGGAUGAUUCUUCACGUUCAGAGCUCUCUCUUUUACACCCUAAUUAUGGAGGAUACCGGUUUGAGCCGGUGAGAAAACCGGUCUUAAACCAAACUCCAUGUUUUCCGGCGUCAUUUCCGUCCAAAGCCAGAACCAAACGACCCAGACCCACAACCCGGGUCUGGUCACAGUGUUCAUCCGCCCUCACUGAGUCCCCAAUUUCCUCUUCAUCUUCUUCCGGGUCAACCGUUACCAGUCCGGUUCAAACCUUGGAUUGGUGUAACAGUUUUACAGAACCGGAAGCAAAGAAACCGAAGAAGAAACCCGCGGUUCAAAGCGGCGGCGGAGGAUUAUUUCAACGGAGGUGCACUCACUGCCAGACCCAGAAGACUCCACAGUGGCGAACCGGUCCACUCGGCCCCAAAACGCUGUGUAAUGCAUGCGGUGUCCGGUUCAAGUCCGGUCGGCUGUUUCCCGAAUAUAGGCCGGCUUGUAGCCCAACAUUUUCCGGGGAACUUCACUCGAAUAGCCAUAGAAAAGUGUUGGAGAUGAGGAGGAAGAAUGAAAUGAGUGGAACAGAGGUGGGUUUGAGCCAUAUGGUGCAGAGUUUUUGAAUAUGGUUAGAGUAGGAGUUGGGUGAAAUGAACUGUGGGUUCAAACCGGUUUGAACCUUUCUAAGGUUUGUAGGUCUUAAUUAAUUAAUUAUUUAAUAGUCAGACUAAGAUGAUAAUUAGGGUUAAUCAUAGUUAAUUAGGCAUGUCACGGGAUUGCAGGGAGGAUUUUGUUGUAUUUUAGAGUCUAUUUAUGGAUUUAUUUGAAAAAAAAGUUUAAUGUAUAAUAUUGAUAGUAAUUUUAGAAUCUUUUUCUUUUUAA
Messenger RNA from Mangifera indica (mango), 1448 nucleotides. Its product is annotated as GATA transcription factor 5-like. Gene Ontology annotation, biological process: positive regulation of DNA-templated transcription. NCBI's taxonomy places the organism in Eukaryota, Viridiplantae, Streptophyta, Magnoliopsida, Sapindales, Anacardiaceae. Bases 251 to 1189 code for a protein of 312 amino acids. The record is from RefSeq and is a predicted model, not a curated record. The transcript is spliced from 2 exons. Gene Ontology annotation, cellular component: nucleus. Gene Ontology annotation, molecular function: sequence-specific DNA binding; zinc ion binding.